Messenger RNA from Ceratina calcarata, 910 nucleotides. RefSeq lists its product as uncharacterized. The coding region runs from base 39 to 242 and encodes 67 amino acids. The record is from RefSeq and is a predicted model, not a curated record. The transcript has 2 exons. Lineage: Eukaryota; Metazoa; Arthropoda; Insecta; Hymenoptera; Apidae.
GAUCUUUGCAGGUUACCGAGUGAAACAACAACGCAGAAAUGCCUGUGGGUGGACGGGUGGCUGGCAAAGUCGGAAUUUACAGCUCCCAUUACAAUGGGAAAGGCUACAGUGGUAUUAAUGAGGAGAUCAUGUGGAUUAGCAUCGGGAUGGGGAUCACCAUUGCAGUGUUGAUCACGAUCGCGUUGUGUUACAUCGCCCGUGAGAAAUGUCGCAAGCGGCACGAAGGAUAUUACGCCUCCUGACGCACGCUUCCGCCGCCCUCGUGGGCCUCGUGGUCUUUCUCGCCGUCUACGCCCGGAGUCUUCUUCAGCCCUACCACGUCCAGAGGCAAACCAAGGGCGUACUACAUCACCGUCUAACACCGAAAUCCGGUGACUAAUGACACCCGAUUCAUCCUCGAUCAAGCUGACGUAUCGCCGCGAGGAACCGACGGAAUCGACGCGACGUAGUACCCGUCUACUUUUUUUCCCUACGUUUAUUCCCCUUUUUCCGACUACCCUGAUCCUGUCAGCCGUCGUCCAAUCAUGACGUGACGAUGAUGCAUGCUACGAGGAAUCGUAUCGACGGGUUUCGUCGCGGGACGUGGCAAAGCAAUUUCCAUCCGACGGAUACGUAGAUUUUGUUAAAUAUUUUAUUUCGCGAGUUUCAACAGCCGGGAUUAACAUGGUUAAUGCUAGCUGAUGGUAUCGACGCAGUUCGAGUGAUGGAUCGUUCCUUGUUUUCAAGGAAAUUCAGGGAACGUGUUCAAUGCAUAUUCUAUGAUACGCUAGACUUCCGUAUAAUGUAAAUUCCUAUGACGUGCCAAAGAUAUUGCAACUACUUUUUUUAUACGACACACGUGUCAAGUAAUAAAACGCAGGAAUUACCUGAUUUGAUAUUUAAAUCUACUUUAAUUACGCAUUAGAUUGCU